AAAUUAUAAUUUGGCGGACAUACGAAAUUAUGUUGGUGUGUAGUUAGACGUGUGGCUCUUCUUCUGUUGUGAUUGUCUGGUUUCCCGUAUACCAUAAAAUCACCUGUAAAUAUAUCUCUGAGGAAACCUACAUCAAUGCCUAACGAUACUCGAAGAGAACUUCUCCUUGGCAUAGAUAACAUGCUUUCUGAGCUAAUUCAAGCUGUCCGACUUGAACGUAAAGCUUAUGACCACACCUUCAAUGAAUCCGACAAAUUGCCAGGUAUAAAUAAAGUACCUGAGUCACAUAUGACCCAUACUAAAUCGAAAAAUGAAAAACCCUUUCAAUCAACAGUAUGUAAAGCUACACAAACUCUGCCUCAGCCAGCAACGUCUCAUCUGUUUGAUCUUCCAAAAACUAAUAUUAAAUCAAAUGCAAAGUAUGCCUCACAGAGAAAGUUUGAUGUUGCGAAACAUUCAUCAACCAACAUUUCUCCAUCUUUACAUCAGUCCUGUUUAUUGAAAUCACAUUGUUGUGAAGUAGUCGGCAGUGACAAUUAUUACACUACAAUGUCUUCAUCUCAUUCAAGUUCACUGUUCAGUUGCAGUUGUAAAUAUUAUCAAGAAAGAUAUUCCACUCCUAGAUAUCCAAAUGUUGAUCUCACUCCAAGUGGAUAUAUUUCAUCAAAGCAUAUUAAAAAUCCUGUUAAUAAAUGCUGUAUAUCUUCUACAAGUGGUUGUUCAACUGGAUGUUCUACAUGUUGUCGUAAAUACUCAAAUUAUUCACCGUCUAAUGAAUUAUUACUUCAUUGUAAAUCUGAUUAUUCUUGUUCUUGUUAUAUGCACACUUCAUUCUAACAUUCAUAACACUUGUAUCAUCCUAACUUUGGUGUAAUUGUACAGAAAAACAAAUAUUUUCUCUUCAAGCAUUUUAUACUUUCCUACUCUCCUUUUUUUUAAAUUACCUUUCCUCUUCUUUUUUUACAUUAAUAUUUUGUUGACCACAAUUAAUCUCUUUGUACAUAGGUCCCUAUUUAUGGGUCCUCAAUAAAAUACUACCUAAAACCACAUAACGAAUUAGUACAAAGUGAGAUGCAGCUCUUUGUUUCAAACAUUCUGUUUUUAUUUGAUGGGCCGUGGCAUCAAGUCCCACUCUGUCUGUUUCUACAUUGGCAACUAGGUAGCAUUUAUUAUUAAGCCUCACACACACCAUAAGUGUGGCUAUUAGCCUAGAUAUGAGAAACCUUUCUCGAAUAACUGAGCUUAAACGACAAAUACUCAAGAAUUAGUACAAAAGGUAAUUAUCAAAUGUCUACUGAUGUUUUCACAUCUUCAAGGGAACAUCAGUGUAUUGAUUAUUAAGCUUUAAAUCCAGCAUUUACUGCCGAAUACACCUACUAACACAAAUGGGAAUUUGGCUUCACUCUUC
This is a messenger RNA of Trichobilharzia regenti, 1408 nucleotides long. The record is from the annotation of a GenBank genome assembly. Lineage: Eukaryota; Metazoa; Platyhelminthes; Trematoda; Strigeidida; Schistosomatidae.